Messenger RNA from Micropterus salmoides (largemouth bass), 4854 nucleotides. RefSeq names its product moesin-like. Gene Ontology annotation, cellular component: filopodium; adherens junction; microvillus. Gene Ontology annotation, molecular function: actin binding; cell adhesion molecule binding. The record is from RefSeq and is a predicted model, not a curated record. The coding region runs from base 1356 to 3167 and encodes 603 amino acids. Gene Ontology annotation, biological process: regulation of organelle assembly; positive regulation of protein localization to early endosome; regulation of cell shape. NCBI's taxonomy places the organism in Eukaryota, Metazoa, Chordata, Actinopteri, Centrarchiformes, Centrarchidae. The transcript is spliced from 13 exons.
GCAGUCAAAUGAACUGAAUAUUGCAGGUAUCAAAAUGAAUAGUUUUGUUUUUCAGUCUCUUCAAAUUUAGCUGCAGGGGUCAGGGGUUCCUUGGAUAUAUUUCCUCCUUGGAUAUAUUUCCUAUCUUUAAUUCUGGCUACAGCCCUGUUAGCUACUUCAAAAACAAUAUAAGCAGUUACCAACAGGCCUACAAACCAAACACACCAACCCCAAAAUCACUGUUUGUCAUAACAACAUAUGCUUAAAACAUUAACUGGAAGGAUUACUAGAUUAGCAGAAUGUGCUGCAUGGCGCCUUCACAGCAACUGGAUCAUCAGGUGCUGCAGAGGUGCUGUUGAUUUGUGUCCCUUUAUAAAUAGGUUUGGGAGACAAAGAUCCUGUCUAGAUGAGUGAUACACAGUCAAAACCCAAUCAAAUUAAGAGGAAAACUCUUCACAGAAGAUACGGGCUGCCUCUAUAAAACACGUGGGCCCGGGGCUGCCGCUGGAUUAACCAAGAGAGAAGUACUUGGGAACAAUACAAUGGUCCAUUCUCAUGCAGUAUAAUCCUUGUAGGUAUUGCAAGCAGUUUCAUAUGACUCCGCAGAGAAAAAGCUACUACAUGCACCUCUCUGAAAAAGUGUUUCGACAACAGAUAAAAAAAAAACAAAUGUCCACUGUAAGUAGCCAACUUAAAUUUUUUUAUAGCUUAAUUUUAUUGUGUUUCUUAUUUAGUUGAAAUGUUUAAAUUGCAGCUGUAUUGGUUUGAUCAAAUUUUUAGUUUGUUUAAUAACACUACAAGUAGAAGGCAUUAGUUUGCAGUUCUUAACCUUUUUCAAUUAUUAUCGUUUUUAAUUUGAUGCCUUUGUGUUCCUGGAUUUAUUGUGUACCACAUUACACUAUCUGGAUAAACAAGAUUAGCUUAGUAGCAAAGGUUAGCUUUCUCUUCUUGUUUUUAUAAAUUAAAAAAAAAUGUUUAUGAGGAAUGGAGCAAACUAUUGCGAUGCUUUUUUCUUUUGUACAUGUCAAUAUAUACCAACAACUGCCGAUAUGUGUAUAUGGUUUGAUACUAUUAUGCAAGAUUAACACUAAAUGGGUGUCCUUGUUUUUCACCCAGUCGUUAAUACUUAUGAACCAUGGAAUGAACCCCAUGUUCUCAAUUAAGUCUAAAAUAUACUGUGGGCUUCAUUUUUUGAUUGUAGUCCCCACCAACCUCUUGCGAUUGGAUGCUCCUGGUUGAACAGAAGAAUGUAAGGAACACUCUUUUUGGUCAUUUUGCUGUCAAAGAACCAACAAAUUCAGCAUUGUAUCAAAGAACAAACUAAAUUAUUACAAAAUUGGUAGUAGUUGCUCUUUUUUACCCAGUUGUUGCUCUGCAUGCUCCUUGAUGCUUCUCCACAGAUGAAUGAACAGCAGGGAUCUUUUCCUCCUGCAUCUCAGUAUCUCAGUGUUUUUCUCUGGCAGAUAAAUGUCCGAGUUACAACCAUGGAUGCUGAGCUGGAGUUUGCCAUCCUGCCCAGCACAACUGGGAAACAGCUUUUUGACCAGAUAGUGAAAACAAUCGGGCUGAGGGAAACCUGGUUCUUUGGCCUCCAGUAUCAGGACAGCAAAGGCUUCUCCACCUGGCUCAAGCUGAACAAGAGGGUGACAGCUCAAGAUGUGAAGAGGGACAACCCUUUGUUGAUUAAGUUCAGGGCCAAGUUUUACCCUGAGGAUGUCGCUGAUGAACUGAUCCAGGAGGCAACGCAGCGCCUCUUCUUUCUUCAGGUAAAAGAGAGCAUCCUAAAUGAUGACAUAUACUGUCCACCUGAGACUGCGGUGCUCUUAGCCUCGUAUGCAGUUCAGGUCAAACAUGGAGACUACAGGAAAGACUAUCACGUGCCGGGAUACCUCACAAGAGAGAAGCUGCUGCCACAGAGGGUUUUGGAGCAGCACAAGCUGAAUAAGAAUCAGUGGGAGGAAAGAAUCCAGGUGUGGCACAAAGAGCACAAGGGAAUACUGAGAGAAGACGCCAUGGUGGAGUACCUAAAGAUAGCCCAGGAUCUGGAGAUGUACGGGGUCAACUACUUUAGCAUCAAGAACAAGAAAGGGUCAGAGCUGUGGCUGGGAGUGGACGCACUGGGGCUGAACAUCUAUGACAAAAAGGACAGGAUGACCCCAAAGAUUGGCUUCCCUUGGAGCGAGAUCAGAAAUAUUUCCUUCAAUGACAAGAAGUUCCUCAUCAAACCAAUCGACAAGAAAGCUCCGGACUUUGUUUUCUACGUACCUCGUCUUCGCAUCAACAAGCGUAUCCUGGCCUUGUGUAUGGGGAACCAUGACCUGUACAUGCGUAGACGUAAACCUGACACCAUUGAGGUGCAGCAGAUGAGGGCCCAGGCGAGGGAGGAAAAGAAUAAGAGGCAGAUGGAGAGGGCUCUGCUGGAGAGUGAGAAAAAAAAGCGGGAAAAUGCUGAGAAGGAAACCGAGAAGAUUGCUCGUGAGACCAUGGAGCUGAUGGAGAGACUGAGACAGAUUGAAGAACAGACAAAGAGAGCUCAAGAUGAGCUGGAGGAGCAGACUCGCAGGGCUCUUGAGUUAGAGAAGGAGAGGAAACUUGCUCAACAGGAGGCUGAGCGCCUGGACAAGGACCGAAGAGCUGCAGUGGAAGCUAAAGCAGCUCUGCUGUGCCAAUCUGAAACCCAGACCAAGAGCCAGGAAAGCCUGGCCACUGAGCUGGCAGAGCUUACCUGUAAGAUCUCUCAGCUGGAAGACGCCAAGAAGAAAAAGGACGAUGAGGCAAAGAGAUGGCAGAAAAGGGCGAUCGUGGUAGAAGCUGAUUUGGAUCGAACCAAAGAGGAGCUGAAGACUAAACUCAUGGGUGUCCACAUCCAAGAUUCAGUCGACUCUCAUGAGCACGACGAGACGGAUGAGAGCAGCGCAGAGGCAAGCGCGGAGCUGAAUUCUCCUGGCACCGUCCGUGAUCGCAGUGAAGAGGAAAGAGUAACAGAGGCCCAGAAGAACAAGAGGCUGCAAAAGAACCUCAAGUUCUUGAGCACUGAGCUGGCCGGAGCUGUAGAUGAGAGCAAAAAGACCCACAAUGACCUGAUCCAUGCUGACAAUGUGAAGGCAGGCCGUGACAAAUACAAGACCCUACGUAAGAUUCGUCAGGGCAACACCAAACAACGCAUUGAUGAAUUUGAGUCCAUGUGAGAGAGGCUGCUGUAGGCCCACUCAGACUGAAGGCAAGAUAUGGAUAGAUGAUGAAAUCGUAGGUGAAGAUUAUUGCAGAGGUAGAAAAUUCACAAAAGGUUUGCUUUUGCCAAUCAUAUUACACACAUUUGCAAUCUCUCUUUAAUAUUGAUUAAUGAAAGCAAUGACAUGUAAGACACUUGUUAUUAUUCCAUCUAAAUGUUAAAUCCUCUAUUCUUUAUCACUUUAUCACAAAUAAAAUACCAUGAAACUCCAUCAGUGUGUUGUGUGUGCGUCAUUUCCCAUAUGAAUAAGUAGCCUAAGCAUCACCUUCAAUUUGACUAACGAGACAAACUGUUGUUCAGCUGAGCUGCAAUCAAAAAUAAAAGCUAAUUAUAGCCUUAAAAUUAUAUUAUAUUUCUCCAUCCAAUAUAUGUAAAGAGAAUCUAGAGCUUCCAUCACUGACCCUAUGCCAUGACUUCUGCAAAAAACAAGUGUAGAAAAGGCUCUGGCACAGCAGGGUUGCCAGAAACAACCCAGAGUCCUCAAAGAAACAAGCAAUCAAGUUUUUCUUUUUCAUUUUAUUAUUAAAUAACAGAAGGAAAUAUGUCGCAAUUAACAGGAAUCAAACUGAUUUUGUUUUGAUUAUGUUUCUCUAGCUGUCUUCAUCCUUCUGAAAUUGCUGACGCCCUCAUCCAUCACACUCUGUCCAAAAAUAAACUACAGUGACCAUCCAUAUAACAUAUAUAGCCUACAGCUGUUUUACAUUUUCUUUGUGAAUAUCAAAGGUCAGUGAUUGCGCAGGAUUAAUCUGACAACACUUUGGGGGAAUUCAGGUAUAUUGGUAAUCAGGUAAUUUGGGACAACAUAAGAAAACAGCAUUUUACUUCUACCCUGAAAAGUGGGGGGGAAGGAAAUUUAUCACUAGUGUGGAUUCAUAUAACAUGAAAUACAGAGGGACCUCAUGUAUGUCAACACAGAACCACAGAGAUGUAACCUACAGGCAACUUUUAAGUAGAGAGGCCUAGAGUAAUAUGCUAAUGAUGCUAAUCUCCCACAGGCCUUAUAAAUUGGUUCAAUUAGCCCCAUAAUCUUUUGACAAUGACAAACAAUGAAGCAAAUGUGUUUAAUUAUUAAUUAAGAAUUAAUAGUGCUGUAACAUAUAAUUAAUGUAAUUAUAAUAUAACACUUUGUUCAAUCUAUGGUUUUAUUCUUAUGAAUGGUUUUAUUCCAUUAUGAAUUUAAUGUCUGUUGCAGAAUAGAAUGGCACCAAGAAACAGAUAAAUAAAUUAAAUAAACAUUUUUGACAUGUUGUCAAGUCUUUUAUGAUUUUAACAUCUUAAUCAAUAGUCUAGGCUGAUGAUAUUUGUUGAUGUAAUAAUAAAUGUAGCUAUCAAAACAAAUGACAGGCUAAUACAUAAAAUCACAUAACCUUAGACAUCUAUUUAAUUAAUUUUUUUGUUAAGAGAUAAGUUCAAAAUACUUUUUGAAAUAUGUCAAUAGAGUUAAAAGCAAGGGCAUACACCUAUAAAACUGUGUCCCAAAUUACCAAACAUGUUCGUGGAAACUAGUUUUGUGUCAACUACAACAAAAUGGUGAACCAAGCUUUGUAAAAAUAUUGUAGGCCUGCACACUUAAUUUCUUCACAUAAAGUAAGCAGACAUCAUGUUGGGUUACUUUUUUAAAUUUAUGAAAAGAACGAGAUCAA